Coturnix japonica (Japanese quail) is the source of this 1109-nucleotide messenger RNA. It is a transcript of the gene SKA2, whose product is annotated as spindle and kinetochore associated complex subunit 2. The record is from RefSeq and is a predicted model, not a curated record. Gene Ontology annotation, cellular component: spindle microtubule; outer kinetochore. Gene Ontology annotation, molecular function: microtubule binding. Gene Ontology annotation, biological process: chromosome segregation; cell division; mitotic cell cycle. NCBI's taxonomy places the organism in Eukaryota, Metazoa, Chordata, Aves, Galliformes, Phasianidae.
GUGACAGCUGCCCAAUGGGAGCCCCCGUCUCUCCCACCCUGCGGGGCGGGGGGUGGGCAUCUCCCCGCCGCCGCCUGAGGAAUGUCAACUAUUCAACAUGGAGCCGGCGGUCACCAGGCUGGAAACCAUGUUCCAGAAGGCGGAGUCUGAUCUGGAUUAUAUUCAACACAGACUGGAAUUUGAGAUAAUGAAAAGUCUUCCCGAUAAUCCAGCAGCAGAGGAAAACCCACUUGCUCUCUUAGAAGAAAUCUCUGUGGUGAAAUCUCGUUACAAAGCGUUAUGUACACAGCUGGAAAAAGUUUCCUUAGAGCAGAGAGAAUCCAUGAACGGCAUCCGUGCUGCCCUGGAGGGCACCAUGAAGAUCAUCCAGACACUGCAGCAACGCGCUGAUCUCCAGUGCUCGCCUCUGUCCGAAGAAGAACAGGCGGCAGCACAGCUGUUAGGAUGCCAAGCUGCUAAAGAGAUGGAAUUGCUGGUCGGAAAGCCACUCUGUUCAGAAUCUGUAGACCCUGACACAGCUGAAGAGUCGCAGUUCAAACCGCUGACUGAAGAAACCCUUCAGAGUGUGCCCAGGAGUAUCAGAAGCACCGUUAAAUUAGCAGACUUGAACAACUUGUACAGGCAUCUAUUUAACCACUUCGUCACAAAUAAGAACAGAGCGGCGCUGAGCAUCUCCCAGAUGAAGAAAAUGAACAUGAAAGUCACUGACACGAGAAUACGAGUCCUGAAAGAGCUGGGGAUUGUGGAGCUGGACAAACAAGGCAAUGUCAGAUUGGUCGUGUAAGGGAAGGUCUGGUCUGUGACACACUGUGCCUCGGCCAUAGCUCCUGUGUGACUGGCUGGGUGUUGGUGGCUGGGAGCUGCUGGGGCUGUGAGAUCUGUGCACUAAUCCUGGUUCUGGGACUUAAAGAGCUGCAGAGUGGAACCUGUUGAGGUUGGCAUUUGAACGUGGAUGUUUACAAGGCUGUGGUAUUGCUUGCGUUCCUGAGCGGGGCUUUGAAGAGGAAUAGCCUGGGAAUACCUCAGGAAUACCUCAGGAAUACCUCAGGCCACUUCAUUGAGCUCACAUUCCUGAAUAAACGCUGAAAGCAAAGCGGUGUGUCCACAGA